AUGGUUAACCGAUUACCAGCAAGCAUCUCUAGAAAGGAGUGCUUACCACUUGAAUUAGAGGGCUGUUACCUGUCAGAAGCAGGGAUCUUAAGCCCCAGUAAUGAAUUGUUAGUGGUUGAGAGGGGGAAAGGAAGGCAAGUCAGACUACAGACCCAACCAAAACCUCUGCCUGGACAGUCUCCACUCUAUUCUGGGACCUUUGACUGUUUCCAAAAGACUCUUGUUAAAGAGGGAGUGCGAGGUUUGUAUAAAGGAAUGGCAGCUCCGAUUAUUGGAGUGACUCCCAUGUUUGCUGUGUGCUUCUUUGGAUUUGGUUUGGGGAAAAGACUGCAGCAGAGGAACCCUGAUGACAUUCUGACAUAUCCCCAGCUGUUUGGUGCUGGCAUGUUAUCUGGAGUGUUCACAACAACAAUCAUGGCUCCAGGAGAGAGGAUCAAGUGCCUUUUACAGAUCCAGGCUGCUUCAGGUGAAAUUAAAUAUGGCGGCCCAAUGGAUUGUGCGAAACAGCUGUACCGUGAGGCUGGAAUUCGAGGCAUAUACAAGGGAACUGUGCUCACCCUCCUGAGAGAUGUUCCAGCCAGUGGAAUGUACUUCAUGACGUAUGAAUGGCUGAAAAACAUUCUGACCCCUGAGGGGAAGAGUGUCAGUGACCUCAGCGUGCCUAGAAUUCUCUUUGCUGGGGGCAUGGCAGGGAUCUUCAACUGGGCUGUUGCUACUCCUCCUGACGUCCUGAAAUCCCGCUUCCAGACUGCUGGUCCAGGGAAGUAUCCCAAUGGUUUUAGGGAUGUGCUGAGGGAGCUUAUCCGCGAGGAAGGAAUCUCAUCUCUGUACAAAGGAUUCACAGCUGUUAUGAUCAGGGCCUUUCCUGCUAAUGCUGCCUGCUUCCUUGGGUUUGAAGUUGCUUUGAAGUUCCUUAACUGGAUUGCACCAAGUGUUUGAAGACUAGGAAAUGCCCUCCUGGGACAGUAAGCAAGGCCAUGGAGCUGGAUUACAGGGAUGACCUGAGAAAGCACAGGAAUGAUGAGUUUUCUAAUCCACAUUGCCUUACUCACACCCUCUGGGGGGUGUAAUAGGUGCCAUUCUGAACCCAGAGCCAUAACUCUGAUGCAGAGUUCUCCUGAGGAGUAGGACGUAUGAAAACACUUACCAAAUGCACCAUAGCAGUAAUGCUGUUAAUAGACACCUAUUGCUAUUACCCAGUGGGAGUCCCUAAGUACUUCCUCUGGAAGAAGGGAAGACUCUCUUAAUUUCUUUCUUUACUAAAGAAGCAGUUAGUGCUGAAAAUGUCUUUCAGACUAGCAAUUACCAGCCAGCAUGCACUUACAGUCUCAGGGUAUAUAUAGCUUGACACUUGAUUGCAAGUGUUGAGGUAAGGGACUGUUUUCCAUCAGUUAUAGAUACUGUCUCAUCCGCUGUUAGCACGUUGAUGGUGCCUUUAUUUGAUGUGCCUGUAAUGGGGGGGAGGGGGAUGUAGACCAGAAUAGAUUUUAGCUAAAUGAUAUUAAUUCAGGGGUGGGGGAAUAGGGAGAAAUGAUAACACAUUAUGAAGGACCUUGUAUGGUGAUGACCUUGGACUGAUGGUGCACUGUGGAACUAAGUGAAUUAUGCCCGUAUUCCUUAACUAAGCACCACCACCACAGUUAGCAGAGAAACAAAUUAUAACUGAUCUUAUCCAUCUUCGAAGUCCUUUCUUCCCCCUCUGAAAUUCCUGUGGUACUUCCUGGUUCGUUGACUGUAUCUCAGCACACAACGUUACAAACCCUGUAUGAUUCACUGCAAUCUAUAUUUCAUCUGAUGUCCCUGAAGAAUGGUUUCUGGGAGAUACUGGCCUAGUAAGUACCAGGGGGAUUUCCAGGUGGGAGGAGACCAACUUAUUUUGGUGUUGAAUUCCAUCUCUAGCUUACUAAAUAGGGACAGUCAGCCCUGGGUCUGUGUUUGCUUCUGCUCCUCAGCAUUAAGAGAUCUUGUUAAACAACCGAUUUGGAGUUGAUGGGAUUGAUACAAGGGACAGGUAGGACAUUCUGUAACCUGUUCCAGUUGUGAGUAAAAAUAAUCCUGUCUUAUCAGGACUCAAUAAAGAUUGCUGCUGCACAGCUAGAAUGCA
Pelodiscus sinensis (Chinese soft-shelled turtle) is the source of this 2104-nucleotide messenger RNA. Lineage: Eukaryota; Metazoa; Chordata; Testudines; Trionychidae. The record is from RefSeq and is a predicted model, not a curated record.